GUGUACAUGUUUAAGUACGACUCCACUCAUGGAAGAUUCAAGGGAACUGUUGAGGCAAAAGAUGGCAAGCUUGUCAUAAAUGGCAAAUCAAUCUUUUUCCAUGCAUUGAAAGACCCAAGCGUAAUUCCAUGGAGUGAAAGCGGUGCUGAAUAUGUUGUUGAGUCAACUGGUGUUUUCACAACGACAGAAAAGGCCAGCGCUCACUUGAAGGGCGGGGCCAAAAAGGUCAUCAUUUCAGCCCCCUCAGCUGAUGCUCCCAUGUUUGUGAUGGGAGUGAAUGAGGACAAGUAUGAUCCAAAAUCUAUGACAGUUGUUAGGUAUGUUGAUAGAUUGUGCUUUAUAGAAGUUUUUUUUAGUCGUGAUGGUCUUGAAAUGAGUAGUAUCACUUUUGGUGAAUUUUCAAUUCUUUGACUGAAGAGCAUGAUAUUGAAAUUAAAAAUAAACUCAAUUAUGAAAAAACCAUGGUCAAAAUUUAUUAUAACAUAGCUAGUAGAAUAUUCACCUAAUCAAAUUCAAUAGCACGAGCAUGCUUCAUAUUCCCAUUGAGCAUGCUGAUGACGUCAACAAACUAUACCUUGAGUUCUUGUGAGCUUAGCAAUCCUCCCAAGACGUCUCCUAAGUGCAUCGGUAACUCAACAGUACACUAUGAAGCGUUAACCAUGUGUUUUAUAAAGAGAACACUUUUGGAUUUGUCAAUCAAUAGUAGGGAAAAGAGGUGAGUGUUGUUGUUGUUGUUGUUGUCGUCUCCGCGAACUGUGCGGGCUGUGGUGUGUGCAAAUCAAUUUUUUGCACUUGGGAAGUUUGGAGAGCACUCAAGAAGCUCGAGUAACUCUUACGCUUCUUUCGUGCUCUCCAAACUUCCCCGCGUGCUCAAUAUCUUGACAUACACACGCUGGCGCAUGAACUAAUUGUUAACUCUUCCAAGGAACACUUGACCAGUUUUAACUUUACCUCUUGCGACCUGUGACAUUUUUUUUUUUACCCCUAGCAAUGCAUCAUGCACAACCAACUGCCUUGCUCCUUUAGCCAAAGUCAUAAAUGACAAUUUUGGAAUAGAAGAGGGUUUAAUGACCACGAUCCUGGGAUGCUUAUACUGCCACACAGAAGACUGUUAAUGGACCGAGUGGAAAGGUAUGUGCCAAGCAAAGCUUCCAAAAAAAUCUGUAAAAUGAGAGCUACAUGUGUUAACCACAUCAAAAGAGAACUUCAAAACACCCCAUUUUUCUGUAGAUAAGUGUUAAAGGUUGGAACACUUGGUCACAAGAUGCAGUUAAACAUGUUGCAGCAUUAUGUGAUGUUGCAGGGACAAAUUACUUUUUGCUUAUUUCAAAAAUCUUUCUGAAAAUCUUGUCCCUGCAACAGAAUUUUGCCACAGACUGCAACAAGUUGCACAUAAUCAAACCAGAGGGCACAAAGAGAUUUGUUGCUGCAAAGUGUCAUGCUACCUGAUGCCUGAAUUGUACACAAGGAGUGCUUUUUUGGGAAGACAUGUUGCCUAGUGUGUUCCAACUUUAAUAAGUUUUCCCCUACCAUUUUGCUAACAAUCCAGUUUAGAUUAUUUGGCAAAUAAUUUCUGGGAUAUGAACCAAGGGUGGUGUUGAAAAAUACAUCAUGUUUGAACUUUGCAUAUUUCCCCUUUUUCUCCAUCCCAGAAAUGGCGUGAUGGCCGCGGAGCUCAUCAGUGAGAAUGUAAUUCCAGCAUCUACAGGUGCUGCUAAGGCUGUUGGGAAGGUUAUCCCUGAACUGAAUGGAAAGCUGACUGGUAUGGCAUUCCAUGUUCCUGUUCCAGAUGUCUCUGUGGUGGAUCUUAUCUGCAGACUCAAGAAGGGGGUAAGGCGCUGCCUCAUUGUAUGUUGAACAGCACUUUUGGUUUUAUUGUGUUGAUGACCUACAUGUAGUGUGACACCAGUCAGAGCCUUUUUUUUUAAACAUUUCAUCAGCCCUCAGUGGCCAAUUCCAAAAAUGAAUGACAGUCGAACCUCCAUAUAAUAUGUGACCACAUAUUAAAAACACGAGGGUUUUCCCAGUUAAAGCCUUAGAGUUGGACCCUGUCUUAAACGACCACUUCUUGUAACCAACUGCUACUACUUUUUGGGGAUAAUGGUUAAAUAACUUUCCUUUGUUUUUAAGCUUUUUAAAGGGAUCACUUGAUGUUUGAUUUAUGUGUUAUGCUACUUAAAGUAUAAAAAGAUCUUCUAGCAACAACCAUAACUACACACAUUGCAACUUAGAAAUUGCAUGCCGUCAAUUAUCUUCCAUAAUGUAGAUGUGAUCGGACCUCUUCUCAGAAAAGAACCCCUGUGGUUUGAUUCUUGUAAGUUAUCGACUGUAAGUGACCACCAAAUCUGCUCAUUUUGGGUGGCCAUUUAAGGGAAGUUUGACUGUAAUUUUAAAUAUAGACUGGAAACAUAAAUUUUUGUUCUGAAAUAUUUUGGCUGAAUCACACAGCCUUCAACAGUUGAUUGUACAUGGUUUUGUCGCUGUCACAAGACCUUAGAGCAGCCAUUUGACAGGAGUAUGGUAUUGUAGAUGUUCGGGUGCUCCAUUAACUGUUAGGCUCUCAACCAAAAUGUUUGAGGUUACAUUAAAUGGUGGUAGCCUAUAUCGUGCAUUAGAAUUAAACAUCCUAUCUGUCUCACAGUAAAGUGAGCAGACACAAAAAGGACCGUGGCAGAUGCAAGAUGGCCUUUAGUAACAAAUGUCUAUAAUUGCACACAAUUGUCUAGUUGGUAAAAAAAAUUAAUUCAUAAGGUCUAUGGAAGCUGUGAUAAAAAAUAAUACGUUCAAACCUCUCACAAUGGCCACAAGAAAUUGGUCAGUGUAGAGAGGUGGCCAUUGUAGAGAGGUUUUAACAAGGGUCAAUGUAUGGACAGUCUGCCAAAAAAAAAUGGCUGUUGUAAAGUGGUGGCCAUUUUAGACAGGUGGGGGCCAUGAAAUAAUGAAGGUUUGACUGUAUUUGAUGCAAAGCCUACAUUAAAUAAGGCUUACAUUGUUAAAAACAAAAUUAAAACUGAACAUUCAAGCCAUGCAGUGUUUUGCUUAUAGCGUUCUUUUGUAGCAACUUCGCACCAAUUUCCCGUUGUACUAAUUUACAAAUAAGUUACAUCCCAUUUUCUUUUUCAUUCAUUCUUUCUUUCAUUUCUUUUCUGUUGUAGGCAUCAUAUGAUGAAAUUAAGGCAGUGAUGAAGAAAGCAUCAGAAGAUCCAGCACUUAAAAAAUACCUUGGAUACACUGAUGAGCAAGUUGUAUCCACUGACUUCAUUAGCAGCACUUGUUCUUCAGUCUUUGAUGCUGCGGCUGGAAUUUCUCUGAAUCCAAAUUUUGUUAAGCUUGUAGCCUGGUAAGCAAAAGCAUGCGCCUUAAAAGUCCUUGAAUGUCCUUGAAUUCAAGCUAGGCCUUGAAAGAGCUUGAAAAUUGCAGUUGGUGCUCUAAAGUCCUUUCAAUUUUGGUAGUAACUUUAUGUGACCCAGAUUCUCAAGUGCUUGAAACAAACAAACACAGAAAGACCUUCGGGAUAAAAUUGCUCAUGUUGUGAAAGAACUAAAAAAGACAUAGACUCAAGGCUCUUUGUUACACUCAAUGGGGUCCUUGAAAAGUGGAAAUUGUUUCCUUGAAAAGUCCUUGAAUUUUUUGCUCAAAACAGUGUACUAACCCUGGUUUUUGUACGUGACUUGAGUUGGGAACAGUUGUUGUUAGAGGGGAUGGGGUGCUCCUUGCUGUGGGGCUCUGAGAGUAAUGACUCCCUUUAUUUUAAGUUGUGACGGAGUCUGAGUCAGAGUUGUAUACCAGUAUAUACAGCUCUCUCGGGAGCUAACAAAUACAGUAGUACAAAUACAAUAGUCUGCUAUGGCAUCACCAGCAGCAAACACUGUACCACCUCCUUGGUUUUUGAGUGGCGCUCUUACUUUGAAGUUGAAUGUUGAGUUGUGCAGUCUAAAACUUUUGAUCCCUAAGAUGAAUGAUUAAUAAUAAGUGCCUUUUACGGCUUAUAAGGGAAGCAUAAAGCAGUUGUUUUUAGGCCAUCUUUGAUUUGAGGGUAUGAAGAUACUGCAAAAUCCUGAAUGCAUUUUAAAUUAAUUAAUGUGUUAUGAAGUGUUUGUAUUCAUACUGUCUGACCCUCUAUUAGUAAUAACUUGGUUAAGUUAUUCAUAGGCAAGGUCAGCAAAAUCGUUCUCAAAAUUUUCUGUCUUUUUUCCCAGGUAUGAUAAUGAAUAUGGCUAUACAGCCACCGUGUUGUGGAUCUUAUCAAGUACCUUGCUGGCAAGGAGUGAACACCUUGUUCCAGGCCAUCGUAAUUUAAAUUUCUCGAACCACCGUGUUAACGUUAGUUCUGUUUACACCUUUUUCUUUCUUGAUUAUGAUUCUCGAGAUUAAAUGGAAGUUUUUGUAACCAAUUUCUGUGGUCCAAAAGAUGUUCUCACACCCUCGUUGUGGCUCCAGUGUUAAAACAUUAUUGAUCAGCCUCAGCUGACUCAUCCCUGUUAUUGUGUAAGAAAAUCUUCCAGGACAAUGGGCAGAGUUGCAGAAAAUUUCACUUGAUCUUGAGUUGCAGCCGCUAGCUUAGACUUCCAACCACAGGUUCAGAGGUUCAAAGCUGCCCUGAAGUAAAACAGGGACUCUUCUUAAGAUCGAGGUGCGAUUUAGUAGAAAGUUUGUGCCAGUGGAUUGUAAAGUUACUUAUAUCAGGCCUAAAACAUGCACUGUUUGGGCAAUACAAAGGUGUCAAAACAAGAUGUAACUUUAACAUUGUGGUGAAAUCUUUGUGGUGGGCCUCAUCAUCAGUUCAGAAAAUGACUGAAAUCUGACUUAUCAUGUGUGGUGUGUUUGUUGUCUGCUGUUGUUUCCUAGGAAU
Porites lobata is the source of this 4852-nucleotide messenger RNA. The record is from the annotation of a GenBank genome assembly. NCBI's taxonomy places the organism in Eukaryota, Metazoa, Cnidaria, Anthozoa, Scleractinia, Poritidae.